This is a messenger RNA of Dipodomys spectabilis (banner-tailed kangaroo rat), 2238 nucleotides long. It is a transcript of the gene Prdm9, whose product is annotated as PR/SET domain 9. The record is from RefSeq and is a predicted model, not a curated record. Gene Ontology annotation, molecular function: histone H3K36 methyltransferase activity; recombination hotspot binding; histone H3K4 methyltransferase activity. Gene Ontology annotation, cellular component: nucleus. Gene Ontology annotation, biological process: regulation of DNA-templated transcription; positive regulation of reciprocal meiotic recombination. Bases 1 to 2238 code for a protein of 745 amino acids. Lineage: Eukaryota; Metazoa; Chordata; Mammalia; Rodentia; Heteromyidae. The transcript has 10 exons.
AUGAGCAUCCCAGCCAGUUCCCCAGAGAACAACUCAGAGGGAGAAGCAGGAAGACCUGGAUGCCAGCCCAAGGUCAAAGAUGCUUUCAAAGACAUUUCCAUGUAUUUUUCCAAGGAAGAAUGGGCAGAGAUGGGAGAAUGGGAGAAGAUCCACUAUAGGAAUAUGAAAAGAAACUACAAUAUGUUGAUUUCUAUAGGUCUCAAAGCCCCUCGACCAGUUUUCAUGUGUCACCGAAGGCAAGCCAUCAAACCCCAGGUGGAUGACACUGAUGAUUCUGAUGAAGAGUGGACACCUGGACGGCAAGCCAAACCUCCUUGGGUGACCUUCAGAACCGAACAGAGUAGGCAUCAGAAGGGAAUGCCCAAGACACCAUUAGGUAAUGAACCUAGUUGGAAGAAGUUCUCAGGAAUUACAAAUUUUCCGAAGACAAGUAGAUUAGAACAGGCCCAGAGACCAGUGUCCCCUCCUGGAGAAGCAGGUACACAAGGAGAGCACUGCAAACAAAAACUGGGACCCAGGACAAAGGAGGUAAAAACGAGGAUGUACAGCCUACGGGAAAGAAAGAGUUAUGCUUAUGAAGAGAUCAGCGAGCCCCAGGAUGAUGAUUACCUCUAUUGUGAGCAGUGUCAGAACUUCUUCAUCAACAGCUGCACUGUUCAUGGGCCACCUAUAUUUGUAAGAGACAAUGUGGUGGACAAGGGGCAUUAUGACCGUUCAGUGCUCAGUCUGCCCCCUGGUCUGAGAAUUCGACAAUCCAGUAUUCCUGAGGCUGGGCUUGGAGUAUGGAAUGAGGAAUCUGAUCUGCCACUGGGUUUGCACUUUGGCCCCUAUGAGGGCCAGAUCACAGAAGAUGAAGAUGCAGCCAAUAGUGGAUACUCCUGGAUGAUCACAAAGGGGAGAAAUUGCUAUGUGUAUGUAGAUGGAAAGGAUAAAUCCCAGGCCAACUGGAUGAGGUAUGUGAACUGUGCCCGGUAUGAUGAGGAGCAGAACCUCGUGGCCUUUCAGUACCACAGGCAGAUCUUCUACCGAACCUGCCGGGUCAUCAAGGCAGGCUGUGAGCUGCUGGUCUGGUAUGGGGAUGAGUAUGGACAGGAACUGGGCAUCAAGUGGGGCAGCAAGUGGAAGAGAGAGCUCACAGCAGAAACAGAACACAAACAGGAGAUCCAUCCUUGCAACUUAUGCUCUUUGGCCUUCUCCAGCCAGAAAUUCCUCAGUCAACACAUGGAGCGCAGUCACCACUCACAGAUCUUCCCAAGAACAUCCUUCAUAAAAAACUUCCAACCAUGGGAUCCCUGUUCAGGGGACCAGCCUCAGGAGCCACAGCAUUCAUACAACCAGAAUGAAAAAAUUGCAGAUCAGGAGGCCAAAGGAAGCUCCAAACCCACACCUAAAAAGACAAGACAUGGAGUUACUUCGAGGGCCUCUCCCAACCCACUCAAAGGACAGAUGGGGAGAUCUGGAGAAACCGAGAUAAUGAUGGAGGAAGGACUCAGAACAGUCCAGAGAGUGAAUACGGAUGCUCCAAGCAAAUUAUCUGUGAAAACCAGAACCUCAAGAAUUGUACAAGUAAAGAAUGAAAAAUAUGGGCAAGAUUUCAGUGACCAGUCAAGCCUCACCGGGCACCAGAGGACACACACAGGGGAGAAGCCCUAUGUCUGCAGGGAGUGUGGGCGGGGCUUUACACGGAAGUCACACCUCACCCAGCACCAGAGGACACACACAGGGGAGAAGCCCUAUGCCUGCAGGGAGUGUGGGCGGGGCUUUACACAGAAGUCACACCUCACCCAGCACCAGAGGACACACACAGGGGAGAAGCCCUAUGUCUGCAGGGAGUGUGGGCGGGGCUUUACACGGAAGUUAAAUCUCACCCAGCACCAGAGGACACACACAGGGGAGAAGCCCUAUGUCUGCAGGGAGUGUGGGCGGGGCUUUACACAGAAGUCACUCCUUACCAGCCACCAGAGGACACACACAGGGGAAAAGCCCUAUGUCUGCAGGGAGUGUGGGCGGGGCUUUACACGGAAGUCAUACCUCACCCAGCACCAGAGGACACACACAGGGGAGAAGCCCUAUGUCUGCAGGGAGUGUGGGCGGGGCUUUACACAGAAGUCACUCCUUACCCGGCACCAGAGGACACACACAGGGGAGAAGCCCUAUGUCUGCAGGGAGUGUGGGCGGGGCUUUACACGGAAGUCAUACCUCACCCGGCACCAGAGGACACACACAGAACAACCAUAG